AGAUUUCUUGGAGAGUUAAAAAAGAAAGUGACCAACAAGGCACACUUUGAGGCAUCAAUUUGUCAAGCGUAUCUUCAACAAGAAAUCUCAACGUUCUCAUCUUUUUAUUUUGAGCGUGAAGUCAUCACUAGAAGAAAGAGACCUGCCCGGAACGAUGACAUUGACGAGGAUCAAUACGAAAAUGUAGUUUCCCUUUUCAAUUACCCAGGUAGAGGUAAAGGAGCUGCAACAAACCGAUACGUCGUGGGUGGAGAUUUACAAAUUGCGCAUACUUAUAUCCUCAUGAAUUGUCCAGAAAUCUUACCGUUUUACCAUGAAUUUAGAGCGGAGUUCUCAGCAUUCCCUGAUAAUGAAAUUGAUGCAAUGGUGGACUCUAAUUUUGUACCGUGGUACAAGUAUCAGCAAAUGGGUCGAUCCAACACGUGGUGUGAGAAAAAGUUCAAAGUAUAAUAUGAUUGACGUCAACCACUCUCGCGUGUAUAGGAAAAAUGAGCCUUUUAUACUCGCUCAACAAGCAGCCCAAGUUUAUUAGGCAGAAUACCCUUCAACCAGGCUGACACAGAAUCCUUGGGUGUGUGCAUGUCCAGUCCGUCCGAGCAAAAUUGUAUCACAAACUCAACACAAGGACGUUGAUUUAGAUGCUUUUUAGCAACAAUUUUGCCAACCUCCGCCUAUUGUUGAGACGGUCAACCAUCACAUUCAGUUAAGUGAUCCAAAUGACGGAAGUGUUGAAGUCAUGCCAGAAACGCACCUUCCGGACCUAACAACUCCAUCCGAAAUGCAUGAAGAACAACAAAAAUGCUCAAUAUCAGGAAGAAGGAGAAUGGAUAGACGGUUCUGAUACAGAAGAAGAUGUUGUAUAUGUACAAAAUAACGAUUCUGAUAGUGACUAAUUGUGUUGCUG
Molecule: messenger RNA, 904 nt
Organism: Cuscuta europaea
Lineage: Eukaryota; Viridiplantae; Streptophyta; Magnoliopsida; Solanales; Convolvulaceae
Source: the annotation of a GenBank genome assembly